CUAAACGCUUCGUAAGAAUCGAAGCUCACGAACGUCACGGAGUGCAUUGUAGUUACCGUCUCUGCCAGUCUGAGGAUGGCUAUGAGACUUGAUUUCUAUAUACUUGUCCUUCUCUCGUCCUGAUUGCAGAUGUCGAAGCAGCCUUGCCCAAACAUACGGGUCGUAGAUCGAUCAAGUCGUGAACGUGAUAUCCUUCGUUUUGUCAGCGAACCAGCGCGGGUUGCAAACCAAGAAGCCAAAUUGUAUGCGUGCACAUGUGGACUCCGAACGGCGUUGGUCGAGGGAAACGGGUAUAGAAGUCAAAACGAGGUGAAUGUAGGUAAACCAGAACUAUGCUGCACAGUUGGAUGUGAAUUCGCGGCUCAGCCAGUGCGGUCAACCUCUUGUACCAAUCGAACAAAGGUGAACAUCGUUGGCUGGACCAGGCAACAUUGGAAGGUACUUGUAACCUUGAAACAGUAGUGCUUAUGCAGGCGUACAAGAGGCUGGGGCAUCGGGAGGCAGUGAGGCGGAAGCACACUGAGGCCCAAUAUCCUCAUGAACGUGGAAGCCUAUACUUUGUUUGUAGGCUU
This is a messenger RNA of Baudoinia panamericana UAMH 10762, 572 nucleotides long. RefSeq lists its product as uncharacterized. The record is from RefSeq and is a predicted model, not a curated record. NCBI's taxonomy places the organism in Eukaryota, Fungi, Ascomycota, Dothideomycetes, Mycosphaerellales, Teratosphaeriaceae. The transcript has a single exon. Bases 130 to 462 code for a protein of 110 amino acids.